This is a messenger RNA of Racocetra persica, 143 nucleotides long. The record is from the annotation of a GenBank genome assembly. Lineage: Eukaryota; Fungi; Glomeromycota; Glomeromycetes; Diversisporales; Gigasporaceae.
ACUACAAAUACAAAGAAGAAGAAAUCGACUCUGAAAACGAAGAAAAAUUUGAAAAACUAGAAUUACCAAACUUUACCUUAAGCGAAGCUACCGACUUCAUAAAUAAAUCAUUCGAAAAUAUACAACCAAUUGAAGUGUACCAA